UCUGGCUCCGGGUUGUGAUCUUGGUUUUUAGCACAACUCUCACACACUCUCUCUUUCUCUUUCUCUUUCUCUUACUCUCUCUUUUCCAAAACAAAAUUCUCUUUCAUUCACAUGGGAUCAUGUAGAGUUUGAGGGUGAAUAAAAAUUAUAUAUAAAAAUAAAAAUUCUUUCUUUUUUUGUUGGCUUUGAUCUUUUUUUUUUUAACACUGUCUGGUUUAUGUACAUCUGUGUUAAACUGGUUGGUUUAUCUAGUUUAACUUGUGCAUGGGGUUUGAUAAAGGUAGAGAGCUGAAAAAAGAGGUAAAACAGAUGAUGAUGGGAGUAAAAGAAAAUGGUCGUUUUGCACUAAAUCAUCAAAAUUUUCUAUACUACACUAGACCAACUUCUGCUCUUAUUCCAUACAUGGAAUUACUAUCACUUCCAUGUCUUCCAACUUUAAGCUUUUGAUAAAACAGAAGAAAUUUUCUUAAACACCACAAAUCUGAAAUUCACCACAUUUAACUCAAAGGCAAUACUUUUAAGAAGAUUCUCCUUGCAAAAACAAAAACAAAAAAAAAAAAAAAAAAAAAACUAGUCUAUUUGUUCUCAAAACUGUUGAAUUAUGAAGAGAAUUAGCAGCUCAGAUUCUUUGGGUGCCCUCAUAUCCAUGUGCCCUUCUACAGAUGAACAUAGCCCAAGAAACAACAUAUACAGCAGAGAUUAUCAGUCUAUGUUAGAUGGGUUCGAUGAAGAAGGGUGCAUAGAAGAAACUGGGCAUGUACCUGAAAAGAAAAGGCGGCUAAGUGUGGAUCAAGUCAAGGCUUUAGAGAGGAAUUUUGAGGUUGAGAACAAGUUGGAGCCAGAAAGAAAAGUUAAGCUUGCUCAAGAACUUGGGUUGCAGCCUAGACAGGUUGCUGUUUGGUUCCAAAACCGUCGAGCUCGAUGGAAAACCAAACAAUUAGAAAGAGAUUAUGGUGUUCUUAAGGCUAACUUUGAUUCUCUUAAGCACAAUUAUGAGUCACUUCAACAUGACAAAGAAGCCCUUGUUAAAGAGAUUAAGGAGCUAAAAUCAAAGCUAAAUGAAGAGCAAAUCAUAGAGAGUAACAUGUGCAUCAAAGAAGAAGUAUUGUUAUUUGAAUCUGACAAUAACAAGACGACAAUAGUUGAACCAAUCACCCCACCAGAAUCACUGAGUGGUGGAUCGGAAGAAGAUGCAAAGUUGUUAAAGGUGAAGAAUGUAUUUGCUGAAUUUAAAGAUGGUCCAUCUGAUAGUGAUUCAAGCGCAAUCUUGAAUGAUGAUAACAAUAGUAGCAGCCCAAAUGCUUCAAAUUCUUCAAAUGGGCCACUUUUUCUAAACCAGCAACAACAGCAACUACUCAUGUUCAAUAAUUGUUCUUCAUCACCAUCUCCUCCAUCAAUCAAUUGUUUCAGCUUUUCUGAUUCGAGAUCAGACGGCUUAGGAAGCAACCACAAUCACAACAACAACAAUAACAAUGUGUAUCAUCCACAAUUUGUGAAGAUUGAAGAACACAACUUCUUCAGUGGAGAAGAAGCAUGUAAUUUCUUCUCAGAAGAACAAGCUCCAUCUCUUCACUGGUAUUGUCCAGAUCAGUGGAGUUAAUACCCAAAAAAAAAACACUGAAAAAUAUGAUAUGAGGUGACAUUAAUUAAAAUUGAGGAAUUUCAUGGCUGUGCAAAAGAGGCUAAAAUUAAAGAGUUGUUUGUUACCCAACUCUAUUAAAAACAUGCUCCAUUGAAUAUUGAUUGUACAGAGUUAAGUUCCCAAGGAGGUCGAAUUUUGGGUCUUGAAAGCAAGAAAAAUGGAGAAGAGGCCAUGUGGGGGGGACAUGGGAGGAGAGAGAGUGAGAAAGGUGACGUCUUGGAGCUAUCUAUCUUACUGAUGUUACACCGUGCGCCAAAUGCAAUGAAUGAUUAGGCAGUAAUUGAACUUCUCUCUGCUGUAAAAAAAAAAACCAUGGAUUUUAUAAAUUAAUAUGCACCAACAGGAUAAACCCUGUAAUGCAGAGAAAUAAUGAUGGGGUUAAGUAAAUCCCCUUUUUCUUGGUCAUAUUAAGUAUUAACCAUGUCAGUGUCUCUUUUUUAAGAUAUCAACUAGUAGUAUUCUUCUACUGUAAAUUAUUCUAUUUAUGAGUUGAGUUUAGUAGCAUUACCAUA
Messenger RNA from Beta vulgaris subsp. vulgaris (sugar beet), 2154 nucleotides. RefSeq names its product homeobox-leucine zipper protein ATHB-6. Gene Ontology annotation, molecular function: sequence-specific DNA binding; DNA-binding transcription factor activity, RNA polymerase II-specific. The record is from RefSeq and is a predicted model, not a curated record. The transcript is spliced from 3 exons. Gene Ontology annotation, cellular component: nucleus. Gene Ontology annotation, biological process: positive regulation of DNA-templated transcription. NCBI's taxonomy places the organism in Eukaryota, Viridiplantae, Streptophyta, Magnoliopsida, Caryophyllales, Amaranthaceae. The coding region runs from base 602 to 1600 and encodes 332 amino acids.